AUAACUCGUGUCUCCCCCUCCCUCCCAUUCACCCUCCUCUCGCUGGAACAGCCUGACAGGACUUCUUAGGGGCCGGGACAGAGGAUUUAGUUUAGGUGGACGCUGAUGAGGACCUGAGGACCUCAGGCUCCGGGACAAGGGACAAAGAAGGUUUAGGAACAUGAAAAUAGGAGCUGCAGCUUUGGCCGGGGGAACUUUUGGGGUGGUGGGUGCCCUGUGUUUCCUCGUGGCCUUCAGUACAGACUACUGGCUGGUAGCCGUAGAAGAUUGUAACUCAGAUGAGCCCACCAAACCCCACCCAACAUGGGGCAAAGACGCUAACAGGACAAAGAUCCAGCCACGUGAAGCCGCCGCUGUUGCUCCUUCGUGGGUCACUCUGCACCACGAGGGGUUUUUCAGGCGCUGUGUGUUUCUAGUGGAGCCCUCGACGCCGGCGCUCCUGGCCACAUUCAUCACAAACCCGCCGGGGGCUAAGGUGUGUUUCCGUGGUUACCUCUUCCCGCUGCCAGUCACACUCGGAGACGUUCCUGGGACAGUUUAUGAUGCUACUGCAGUGUUCCGAGGGUUCUGGACCGUCCUGAUCGUAGUCGGGCUGCUCUCCGCUCUGACCGGAGGCCUGCUGCUGGUCUGCGGCGUUCCCUUCAUCAGCAGCAAACUGUACCGGCUGGGCGGGGCGCUCCUCAUCACUGCGGCCGGCCUGCUCCUGCUCUUGCUGCUGCUCUUCGUGCUCUGGAUGGAGGCGGUGGACGUGAGCAGCUACGUCCUGCAGGAGGCGAGGGGAGAGUGUCCGGACGCCGAGGUCUCCGUACACUACGGCCUCUCCUUCAUGGCGGCCGCCGCCGGCGUUCCCCUGGAGGUCCUGUCCGGGCUGCUCUUCCUGCUGGCGGGCCGCACGCUGCGCGCCGGCAGAUGAGCCGAGCGGCCGGCCGGAGAGACGAGAACGGACACAUUUUAUCGUGGAACAUGCUGUGCCAUGCAAACGUUUUCACACUUUUUCACUUUUUCCCCACAUCACAGCCACAAACUUCGAUGUAUGUCAUUUGGGAUUUGGGAACUACUUUUUGAUUUAGCUGCAAGUGUUUCGGACCUUUUACCUUCUUCAAAUGAAAUGAAAUUGGCGUUAAACAUUUUGUCAUUUAUUAUUCAGUGUUUCCAGAGAGGUCAUCAAAGGUCAACGAGUCCCCCACGUUUACAGAAUCAAGACAAUUUGGUGUCAGUCAGCUGUACUGCAACAUUUGUUUAGAAAUAUAGCACAAUGAAUUUUAUCAGUUUUGUUUGCUAAUUUAUUUUUAUUUGCUUUAUUUAACCGGGUAAAACCACUGAGAUCCAAAUCUCACUUUCAACAGAGACCUGGGCAGAAAUCUGCAGCACACAACAACCUGGUUACACCAAAGUAAAGCAAAUGACAACAUGCGCACAAGUUUAAAACGGAUUGCAAAACAGGAUAAAAGCAACGACACUGAUUGAUUGAAUCACGUUUUUAAUGUGUGUGUGUGUGGGUGUGUGUGUGUUUAGAGCAGGUUGAUUUCUGGUGACCUCCGGAAACCUUUUGUUUUGAAAUCUUUUAAAGAUUUAAAAUGUCACAAAUGAAAUUUUUGCUGCACAAAUGCAGCACAGCUGGUUGGCUCCAUAUUAAAUGUUAUGAUCUCUGGAAACAGUUAUAAAUAUUGUUAAAAUCAUAGCGACACAAACCAGUUCUGUUUAUUUUGAAGAAGGUGAUUCUGGGGUCAACGUUUCUCAGGUAGUGGAAAGGAGAUGAUAUAUACGGUUCUAUAUUUGUUAAUGUUUUAAGUGUCAGUCUGUGUUGCUCCUCAACUAAAUCCACUAUAACGACUUUCAUCCGGAAGUCACUUAAUUUGUAAUAAAUGUGUAUAAGUUAAAUCUCAGUAGAAAUGUUAUAUGUGGUGCGAUAUCAUCUGUUUUGUAAUUAUUUUCAUUUUUUUGUGUGUUUUCUUGUUCAUAUUUUUUUUUCUGUCAGAGUAACAAAACAGAAAACAAUGAAGGAAAAUGCAGCUUACGUUUUAGUCGCUCGAGUUAUCAGGAAGUCUUUGUUGUCACAAAUGUAGUGAAAUCUUGUUCUUAAAGGGACAGUUCGGGAUUUUCAAAGUGUGGAUGGGUUGACAAGCAGUUAGUUUCCUACCUGCAGUGGAAAACUCUCUUGGUGUUUUAUUUAAUACACAUACAGUUCGGUUUCCUGAAAGGCUCGAGCUAAGGGGUGAAAACCUCGGGGUGUUUCUCGUCUCCAAUCUCAAUAGAGUCACAGUGAUUCAUGCAAACAUAAUUUUAAAAGCAAAAACCUUUUAAACUGCUGCCAUGUUUGCAUUAUGCAGAUAUGCAGAUGAUGGUAGACCUCAGGGACUGGGCUUCGGCACCCUGGCGUAGAGCUCUUUUACUUAGAUGCGUUUUUCUUGGCUCCUUUGAUCUUCUUGGUUAGCUUUCUCCUUAUAAACUGGGUAACGUUUAUUUAUGUUUUAAGCCUAUUUUUUUGUCAAUAAAAUCAAUCUUUGACCUCAA
Xiphophorus couchianus (Monterrey platyfish) is the source of this 2514-nucleotide messenger RNA. RefSeq names its product transmembrane protein 182-like. The transcript is spliced from 5 exons. Gene Ontology annotation, cellular component: membrane. The coding region runs from base 161 to 913 and encodes 250 amino acids. Lineage: Eukaryota; Metazoa; Chordata; Actinopteri; Cyprinodontiformes; Poeciliidae. The record is from RefSeq and is a predicted model, not a curated record.